CAAGAACAACUACAGGAUAAAGAACUACAUGGUGGUGCUGAUGACGUCCUCACGUCAAGCGUUGUCAAGGACGACGACGAGCUCCAACAAGUGGAGGACGAGUACAAGAAGGGAGACGACGAGGACGACGGGGUUUCUCGUCCACCUCCGGUUUCAGUUUCAAGAGGUCUUCAAUUUCCACUGAAGAGCAAAAGCAGAGAAGAAGAUGGAGACGCGACUCCUGGGAUAGUACGACUAGCAGACGAAACAAGUUUGGGAUUCUUGG
Amoebophrya sp. A25 is the source of this 265-nucleotide messenger RNA. The record is from the annotation of a GenBank genome assembly. NCBI's taxonomy places the organism in Eukaryota, Dinophyceae, Syndiniales, Amoebophryaceae.